AUAAGUAGUCUGCGCAUUAUACACUAUACAGUAAUUUUUCUUGACCAUAUUUCGAAAUCGCAUUAUUGUAUAUGAAAAGAAACUAAAGAUUUAUAUUUUUUAGUCUUGAAUUUAAAGCGCUGAAUACUAGUACUGUUUUUACUAACCUAAAUUGUAUAUUCAUAACAUAUUUUUAUUACAACCACGACCUCUUUCGUAUAGUACAAGCAGCAAAAAAGUUGGCUCAUACGGUGGAAUCAACACACAUACCUUCUAAUAUUAAAAAGAUGAAACCUACAGUAGCUGCUGACGAAAUGUUUCCUGAAGGAGUUGGACCAUAUAUGGACAUGGAAGAGGCUGGUGGACCUUCCAAUUUAUUAAUGGAUUUAGCUGCAAAUGAGAAAGCUGUGCAUGGAGAUUUUUUCAAUGAUUUUGAAGAUUUGUUUGAUGAUGACGACUUACUAUAAAAACAUGCAAUGAAUACUAAAAUUGAUGAAUUGUCUAUGUAUUUCUUUACAGAUAAUAAUUUAUUGGAAGUGGUAAAUAAAUUACUUUUAGAACAUAGUUAUUGUAAAUAUAUUAAUUUUGUAAUUCUUGUUCAUCAUAAUUUACUGCUAACUGAUAAAGUAUUUAGCCUGACAAUAGUCAUAUCAAAAGCAUAGUUUUUAUAUUAAAAAUUGCAUUGUAGUAUAAAAAACAUAGAAUUAUAAAUUUUUAUAAGUAAAUAUAAUAAUUUAAUCAUU
Molecule: messenger RNA, 722 nt
Organism: Pieris napi
Lineage: Eukaryota; Metazoa; Arthropoda; Insecta; Lepidoptera; Pieridae
Product: COP9 signalosome complex subunit 9
Exons: 3
Coding region: 267-446 (59 amino acids)
Biological process (GO): negative regulation of protein neddylation
Source: RefSeq, a predicted model, not a curated record